Messenger RNA from Alosa alosa (allis shad), 2661 nucleotides. It is a transcript of the gene sult1st6, whose product is annotated as sulfotransferase family 1, cytosolic sulfotransferase 6. The transcript is spliced from 8 exons. Gene Ontology annotation, biological process: sulfation. Gene Ontology annotation, molecular function: sulfotransferase activity. Lineage: Eukaryota; Metazoa; Chordata; Actinopteri; Clupeiformes; Clupeidae. Gene Ontology annotation, cellular component: cytoplasm. Bases 1468 to 2400 code for a protein of 310 amino acids. The record is from RefSeq and is a predicted model, not a curated record.
GUAUGUGUAUGUGUGUUUGUGUGUGUGUGUGUUUGGGUGCAUGCGUGUGUAUGUGUAUGUGUGUUUGGGUGCAUGCGUGUGCUUUGCUGUAUGUGCUUUGCACAUUGCUGUAUUUGUCAGUCCUAGAGCCAGUGUUAAUGCCAGUACGAACUGCCAUAAGAGUAACGCUUUCUCCUGAAAGAUUUCUGUCUUGAGAAGUUAGCCCCUGUGCUGUGGGUACAGGGAUUGGACAUACAUUCUACAUAAAGGCCAUUUCUCAUGUCAUUCAUGCAGUUUUUUGUUUAUUUAUGUUCUUUAACUCUGGAAAAUGAAACGUGUCAUGAAGCACAUAUGUAAGCAUGUACAGUAUGUCCGUGUUUGUUUCCAAUAACACACUUCAAGUUUUUUUAUAACCUUUCUAAACUGUAUGUAAAGUUUUGGUUAAAGGUUAUUCAGUUUGCCAUUAAAUUUGAUUAAUAAGUUAACCAGUCCCCAUACUGACAGAAUUGUGUGCAGUGUGUCUGAGUUUGAGAUUAAUUCUAAAAGGGAACUGGGAUACCAUGGAAGUGGAAUAGAAACAUUUGUUAUGACUGUGAGUAGGUGGGGGUAGCCCCAAAACUGUGGUGGAUGAAAGACAAGGAGAGAAAACAUAGUUCCAGAGACAGUAGCUUAUAAAAGGGAUCAUCAUUUUCUUUUUUUUUUUUUUUUUUUCUUACAUGCGGGAAAAGCUUAUGAGGACAAAACGUCCCAGUUGUCACAAAGAGCUUCAUUGUUCAGAAGCUGGGAAAGCGGAGUGGAGUUCCAUGCUGCUCUCACCACUUUUCAGCGAAUGUAGGAUGUGUCAGACGCUUCCCCCCGGGACUUUCCACGGGAAUGCGAGAUUGAGGGCGAAGAUAACGUUGUUUACAUUGGAGAUUUUCAGCCGUGACGGUUUCAUAAGAGCUCCAGAGCUCCUGGACUGCAACUCAAAUGCAGCUCAACUUUUUCGCAAAACAACCAACUGCAUAUCAACAGGCAGAGGGAGAGGUCAGCGUGCAAAAAGGUCAGCAGAAAAAAAGCUGGCAUGUGUCUAAUCAGUGAAGUGAGAAGAUAAGGAGAGAGAAUCUGGGGGUCAGGCUCACGUGAGGCCAUUCACUCGUGAGCGGACGUCUAAAAGAGGCAGGUUUGGACGGCCCAAGAGAAGAAAGACGAGACUCUGGGACACUGAAGAGAGGAACAUAUGUGUGGAAGGAAGAAGGAAAUCAACAUGCAGCUCUGAGCGGAUCUACAGCAGACAUUCUGAUGGGAGAGUGAAUCCACUCAGGGCCUGACUGACACGUUAUUGAAUGAAAAGAAGGGGGGGAAAACAGGACUUUAGACUGACUUCGUGGAAAGAAGGAAACACUCGACAGGCGGACUUAAACAAAGAGGAUUCACUUGAGAGAGAGAGAGAGAGAGAGAGAGUCGGGGACUCCCCGUUGGCAACCAUUAGAGGAUAAAGCGUUAGUGAUGGAGCAGAUGGAUAAGAAGCUGUCAUACGAGGAGGCCAUCGUGCGCGCAGGGGACACCCUCCACCGUUUCCCCCUGAUGAAGAUACGCGGCAUCCCCCUAAUGGAGCACAUCGCCCAGAACUGGAGCUCCAUCUGGGCCUUCCGACCCGACCCAUCGGACCUGCUUAUCUCCACCUACCCCAAAGCAGGAACCACCUGGACUCAAGAGAUUGUGGAUCUGUUGCUGAACAACGGGGAUCCAGAUGUGUCCAAGAGAGCUCCGAUACCGGUCAGGAUUCCCUUCCUGGAAAUCUUUUCUCCCCCACCAAUUCCAUCAGGUCUGGACCUCCUGAAGGACAUGGACCCGCCCCGGGUCAUCAAAACUCACCUGCCCAUACAGCUGGUGCCCGAGGGAUUCUGGGAGAACAAGUGUAAGGUGAUCUACGUGGCGCGCAAUGCCAAGGAUAACCUGGUCAGCUACUACCACUUUGACCGCAUGAACCAGACUCAGCCGGAGCCAGGACCCUGGGACGGAUACAUCCGCAAGUUCAUGAAGGGAGACCUGGGUUGGGGCUCCUGGUAUGACCAUGUGAAAGGCUACUGGAAGGAGAGAGAGAGAAGGAACAUCCUCUACCUCUUCUAUGAAGACAUGAAGGAGAAUCCUCGGCAGGAGAUCAUACGCAUCAUGAAGUACUUGGACUUGUCGCUCUCUGAUGACAUCAUAGACCGUAUUGUGCAGCUGACCUCGUUCAAGGCCAUGAAGGACAACCCCAUGGCCAAUUACUCCUUCAUGCCGAAGCCUGUGUUCGACCAAUCCAUUUCUCCCUUCAUGAGAAAAGGGGAAGUUGGAGACUGGGCCAACCACUUCAGUCCAGAGCAGGCCAAGGUGUUUGAUGAGGACUACACCAGACAGAUGGAGGGAGUGGACAUCCCCUUUAGAUCAAACAUCUAAGCAGCGUUCUCAGCGUCUCAUUCCCCAGUCUGUCCAGCCCUCUCUGAUGACCAAAAUACCAAGAUGCCUUUCGAAGCUGUAAAGCCAAAGUCAAGUAGUCUUAUUUUUUUAAUGAGCUGGAAACUGAGCUCGGCCUUCAGUGUCUUAGAGACAUCUUAAAGCUAAGGAGCACGCUGAGAAAACAUAUAUAUAUUUUGAUUACCAUGACAUACCAUGACCAACAUGAUAUUCAUCAAUAAAUGAUGACAUACUGUACAACAA